AUGCCGCGACAAAUUGCCCGACUGGCUCGCACCCUCUUCAGUCGUCCUAACCUAGCACGCGCAGUAGCCCAACUCACGCUGCGGCCCAUCAUCCAUCUUGUCGAGAUCCCAUUCACCACAUUGUCCGCGGCUGGCAAUCCAGUACUCCAGGGCUUCUUCCAGCAUACACGCGUGUAUAUGGGCGAGACACAGAUUGCGGCACUCCUCCUUGCUUCUCUCCCGAACUUGAAAGAGCUCGAUCUGCAAAUCAUCUCCAACGGUAGCCUGCAUGAGCUCGACAGCGGUCGUUAUGGCCAUGCAUGUAGCGUACAGUGCAGGCUUCCAGUCAAGGCUGGGUCACACCCCCUCGAUAUCGCCAUGAACCCAGGAUUGAAGGCGCUCCGGAAGCUGCAUCUGCAUGCUCGUCAUAUCAGCUGGGAUUGGCUGGCGUUGUCUUGCCUGAGGGCUGUCACCCUUGGCCUUCACUGUAGCGUCGAUUGGGAUACUGCAUCAGCAGGUGUCUCCAGGGUCGAAGAACUGGUGCUGAAUCUGACCACCGAGGUCUUUCUUAACGACGACCGGAGAUACAAAGAUCUACCCAAACUCUUUCAGCGAAUGCCCUGCCUGCGAUCGCUCACCAUCAACAUAAGCAACAAGUGCUUAGCUCCAGGGCCAAAUCAGAUCGAGGCUAAUAUUCUUGGGAAUGAUGCGCGGGGAAGCAUGGAAAUCCUCAUCGAAACUAUGGCUGCAGUAUCGCAGACACUAGAAGUGCUGUGCAUCAAGAAAGCCGGCACAGAUCCGGAUUGCUUCAAGUACCUGGAGCCGGUAACAAGCCUGGCCCACUUCAACCAAAUGAAGCACCUUCAAAUACCCAUUGAAGGAGUUUUGGAGCGUGGCCUGGUGUCGAGAAAGAGCAUUGGGGAGAUACUGCCAGACGGGCUUGAACAGUUGCGCCUCUCAGGCCUAUCUGUAGAAGCCAUGAAGAGGUUGGAAGAUGUGUCCUCGGAAGAUGCUAGUCUGGCGUUCCCGGCCUUGGCAUACAAGAAUGGCGACUUCACCGACUUGGUUAUCAGCUGCGGCAAUUCGACAUUCGAUGUGCACUCGGUCGUCGUUGGCUCAGCAUGCGAGUUCUUCGCGAACAACAUCAAAUUCGGUGGAAAGGAAGCUGAUGAACGACGCAUCGAUCUGCCAGACGACGACCCAGAGAUGAUCCGACGUUUAAUCGCUUACCUGUAUCUGGGCGACUACGAUCCCACCGACGACAUUGGCAUCGCCGCGUUCGAACAACUCAAGCAAUAUGACCUCAACACAGCAGCGGCGCCCGCUCACCACCCCCGCCGAUACGCAUUUGGAAGCUCUCAGCGUCAUGAUCAAUGCGCUUGCCUCGCGUUGAACCUCAAGAAUAUCGAGCAGUCGGAAAUGAAAAUAGAGCAGCAGAAGAAAGCGUCCCAAUAUGUCAGCCACCGAAAGCCCGACAACAGCAUCGAAAUCACCAGUCCGCUUACAAUACACGCGAGCAUGUAUGCGCUCGCUGAUAAAUAUCAGGUGAAGGGGCUUAGCCGACUUGCAAAGACCAAGUUUCGCGAGAGCCUGGAUCACCACGUUGAUUCGGAAGACUUCAUCGCUGCCGUGCAACUCACGUAUAGCAAUACCCCAGAGACCAACCGCGGUCUUCGCGACGAGAUAGUGCAGGCUUUCCGGACAUAUUUCAAGGUGGACAUCACUGAGUUACCUGGCCUGGAGUCGAAGCUAGACAGCAUUGACGAGUUGGCUUUUCUGCUUCUCAAAUCCUGGCCCAGGAAGAUGGAAUCCGCAAGCCCUCAGAAGUUUGUCCCGUCUGCAGGUGCCGCUCACACGGCUUCUCAUCUGGUUAUUACCGCUGGUCCGCCCACCUCCGGUACCAACGCGACUUCCGCUUCUUCCAACGCUCCUGUGACGACCACUGGGUUUGCCUCUUAUGCUCGUACGUCAGCGGCCACUACCUCUAGUACUCCAGCCACCGGAAGCUUGUUCGGAAGCCUCCCCCCACGUGCUUCGGGUGGAUUCGCAGGCUUCUCGUUAACACCCAGUGGUACUGGUAACGCUGGAUCAAGUCAGCCAACUCGUCCUUUCGGAUCGUAA
Molecule: messenger RNA, 2100 nt
Organism: Alternaria triticimaculans
Lineage: Eukaryota; Fungi; Ascomycota; Dothideomycetes; Pleosporales; Pleosporaceae
Exons: 3
Coding region: 1-2100 (699 amino acids)
Molecular function (GO): protein binding
Source: RefSeq, a predicted model, not a curated record